AUGACUUCGCAUAUAGUGACUCUGGCUAAUGGCGUCAAGAUGCCCGCGUUUGGGCUAGGAACCUGGCAAUCAGGCCCCAAUGAGGUGUGCAAAGCUGUUGAGUAUGCACUGAAGGCUGGUUACAGGCAUAUCGACACAGCCUCUAUCUACGGGAAUGAGGAGGAGGUUGGUGAAGGUAUCAAGAAUGCAAAAAUCCCGCGUGAUGAAGUUUUUGUCACCACGAAACUGUGGAACUCAAUGCAUGCCCCAGAAGAUGUACCUGUUGCUUUGGAUACCAGUCUGAAGAAGCUGGGUCUGGACUACGUCGAUCUGUAUUUGAUGCACUAUCCCUGCGCUAAUGACAAGGCUGCAUUCGAAAAGGGCGAGAAUAAAAGCGUUGAUAUCGAUUACGUCGAAACUUAUCGUGCUAUGGAGGCAUUACUUGACACCGGAAAGGUCCGUGCGAUUGGAAUCAGUAAUUUCUGCCAAUCCGAGCUUGACAGACUGCUUGCAGCUGCAAAAAUUGUCCCAGCAGUUCAUCAAAUGGAGUUACAUCCAUACCUCAAACAGGAAACCUUUUUAGAUUACCACAAGUCUCAUGGUAUCCAUGUCACUGCGUAUUCUGCCUUUGGAAAUCAAAACCCUAGUUAUGCCCUCGCAGGCGAACCAAGGAUCCUCGAGCAUCCAAAGGUACUAGAGGUAGCUGCAUCCACCGAAAAAACCCCUGCUCAGAUUCUGGUUGCUUGGGCAAUUCAGCGAGGCACUUCUGUGAUCCCCAAGUCAGUGACUCCUUCCAGGAUUGACGAGAAUAUUGGAGGAGAAUCUUUGGUAUUGUCGCCAGAAGACUUUGAGAAGGUUUCCACUCUAGGAUAUUCCAUCAGAUACUCUGACUUUGGCCCACUUGUUGGUUACAAGUACUAUAGUGAUCUGGAAUGUCCGGGGAAGUAA
This is a messenger RNA of Kuraishia capsulata CBS 1993, 927 nucleotides long. RefSeq lists its product as uncharacterized. Gene Ontology annotation, cellular component: cytosol. Lineage: Eukaryota; Fungi; Ascomycota; Pichiomycetes; Pichiales; Pichiaceae. Gene Ontology annotation, molecular function: aldose reductase (NADPH) activity. The transcript has a single exon. The record is from RefSeq and is a predicted model, not a curated record. Bases 1 to 927 code for a protein of 308 amino acids.